CGCCGCUAGGGCAGCGCAAGGACGCCGGUGGCGCGCGGGACCGGUGCGCGUGCGUGCGGGACGGUGCAUGUUCGCUUCCCGGGAUCGCUAUGCGCGCGGUGCGGGUCGGGCUGACCCUGACCCUGGGCGCUGGGCUGGGCGCGGCGGCGGAGGGCUGGCGGCGGGGGCGCACGGAGGGGCGCGCGCCAGGGCUGCUGCUCCGGGUGCCGGUGCUGCCCGUGGCGGGCGCGGCCGCGCCGCCCGCCCCCCCCCGGGGGGGGCUGCCCGGAGUGGCGCAGCUCAAAAGCCGCGAGUCCUACGUGCUGAGCUACGAUCCGCGCACGCGCGGCGCGCUCUGGGUGCUGGAGCAGCUGCGGCCCGAGCGGCUGCGCGGCGACGGCGACCGGAGCGCGUGCGACUUCCACGAGGACGACUCGGUGCACGCCUACCAUCGCGCCACCAACGCCGACUACCGCGGCAGCGGCUUCCACCGCGGCCACCUCGCCGCCGCCGCCAACCACCGCUGGAGCCAGCGGGCCGUGGACGACACCUUCUACCUGAGCAACGUGGCGCCGCAGGUGCCACACCUCAACCAGAAUGCUUGGAACAACCUGGAGAAGUACAGCCGAAGCUUGACCCGCACCUACCAAAGCGUCUAUGUCUGCACAGGACCGCUCUACCUGCCCAGGACCGAGGCUGACGGCAAGUCCUAUGUGAAGUACCAGGUGAUCGGCAAGAACCACGUGGCAGUACCCACACACUUUUUCAAAGUUCUGAUCCUGGAGGCUGCGGGUGGGCAGAUCGAGUUGCGUUCCUAUGUGAUGCCCAAUGCCCCCGUUGAUGAGACCCUCCCGCUUGAGCGCUUCCUGGUACCCAUCGAGAGCAUCGAGCGGGCCUCAGGGCUGCUCUUCGUGCCCAACAUCCUGGCGAAAGCUGGAAACCUCAAGGCUAUCACUGCCGGCAGCAAAUGAGGGCAGACAACCUGAGACGCUGGGGUGAUGUGGCUGGGUCACAUUAAAGGUGGUUAUUUUUAGAGACAA
Messenger RNA from Nannospalax galili (Upper Galilee mountains blind mole rat), 1019 nucleotides. RefSeq names its product endonuclease G (gene Endog). Lineage: Eukaryota; Metazoa; Chordata; Mammalia; Rodentia; Spalacidae. Gene Ontology annotation, molecular function: RNA endonuclease activity; single-stranded DNA endonuclease activity; metal ion binding. Gene Ontology annotation, cellular component: nucleus; mitochondrial inner membrane. The coding region runs from base 90 to 950 and encodes 286 amino acids. The transcript is spliced from 3 exons. Gene Ontology annotation, biological process: apoptotic DNA fragmentation. The record is from RefSeq and is a predicted model, not a curated record.